AUGAGCGAGAUGAGCUACACGGCGCUGGCGAGAGUGCGCGCGGCGGCGGGGGACGUGGAGGGAGCGCUGGACGCGGCGCGAGCGCUGAAGGAGGAAAAGUUGACGCCGAAGGUGCGGACGUACGCGUGCGCGCUGCACGCGAGCGCGAAAAAGGGGGAUUUGGAGAAGAUGGAGGCCGUGGAGGCGAUGCUGCGCGAUGAGGGGUUGUUGCCGACGGAGUUGGAGUUCAUGGCGAUGUUGAGGGCGUAUCGCGCGGCGGAGGCGUUCGACGGCGGGUUCGCGAUGUUGCGUCGGAUGCGAACGGAGAUUCGUAGCCCGAGCGACGAGAUGAGCGAAGAAUUACGCGCGUGGUUUAGUGCGGUGCCCGGAUGGAGCGUCGCGGACGAAGUGCGCGUGGACGACGCGGGCGCCGCCGUGGCGGUGUUGGCGAUGGAGGAAAAGCGCGUGGAACUUCAGCUCAAGGCGAUUAGUCUUACGGAGGAGGAACGCGCAGACUUGCUCGCGGGCAUCGCAAAGUUGGCGUGCGAACGCGAAGCGCAGUCAGAGUUCGACAAUUUCAUGAAUUGGCUCAACGUUAAAAAAGAUGGUAUGAACGCCAUCGUUGACGGCGCAAACGUGGGCAUGUACAAUCAGAAUUUCUCGACUUCCGGGAUGAACUUUAACCAGGUUGAAAAGGUCCUCGUCGAGCUUCGCAAACGCGCCAAGGAAGGCGAUGCUCCGCCCAUCGCGUUCUUACACCAGCGUCGUGUUGAGGGUGGCCCAGCGCGCAAGCCGCACAAUCAAGCGCUCCUUGCCAAAUGGGACGGCGCCGGCGAGCUCUUCACGACGGCGCACGGCUCAAACGACGACUGGUACUGGUUGUACGCGGCGGUGCACGCCGGGGACAAGGCGUUUCUCGUCACAAACGACGAGUGCCGAGAUCACGUCUUUCAAAUGCUCCCAUCGCCCAAGCUCUUCUACCGAUGGAAAGAACGUCAUCAAGUUCGUUUCACCAUCACCGCGGGCGAAGUUGAGUUGGAUUACCCCGCCGUGUUCACGACGUGCAUGCAAGAAGCCGACGACUCUUCUUGGUGGAUGUUCCCUCAGGAAGACGAGAGCUGGUUGUGCGCGUGCAAAGUCGAAUAG
Molecule: messenger RNA, 1125 nt
Organism: Ostreococcus lucimarinus CCE9901
Lineage: Eukaryota; Viridiplantae; Chlorophyta; Mamiellophyceae; Mamiellales; Bathycoccaceae
Exons: 1
Coding region: 1-1125 (374 amino acids)
Biological process (GO): tRNA 5'-leader removal
Cellular component (GO): mitochondrion
Molecular function (GO): protein binding; ribonuclease P activity
Source: RefSeq, a predicted model, not a curated record